Molecule: messenger RNA, 1413 nt
Organism: Cannabis sativa
Lineage: Eukaryota; Viridiplantae; Streptophyta; Magnoliopsida; Rosales; Cannabaceae
Exons: 5
Coding region: 16-1116 (366 amino acids)
Source: RefSeq, a predicted model, not a curated record
GGACCCGCAACGGACAUGAGGGAGGAAAUAUCCAAAGAUUCACAGAGAAUCACAAAAACUCAAUUUUCCUUCUCCAACCUUCUUUCCUUUCCUGUAUUCUUGUGUCACCAAACCAAGUUACGCAGUCGUUUACGCAGAGAACUUUUUCCAUCCCACUACGCCUACCAAACUGUUCCACAAUAUUACAUAGAAAAGACCCAAAAUAUUAUUCUCAUACCUCCAUAUUGGAUUCAUAGCAUAGCACCACCAGCCGCCAUGGAUUCACUCUCUUCAGUCUUUCCUUCUUUAGUUCUACCCCCAAAUAAUUCCCUCUGUCCUCCGCAACGGCGCCAAAUGGGUUUCUAUAUUUCUUGUCGUCUGCAGAAUUGUCGCCGUCGUUCGUGUUCUCUCUCCCGUCCGCGCCUGAGCUCACCCGUGAAGCUCUCUAGGAGAUCAUGGAGCAGGCGAGCUUCUAGCAAAUCAGACGGUGGUGGUGGAACCACUGAUGACGACAAAGAUGAUAACGGUACGGAAGAGGUGGAGAGAGCGCUUCACCUAGACGGAGCCAUUCCUGGGACUUCGGACGAGUUCGUGAAGCAGGUCUCGUCACGUGCCUACGAUAUGCGCCGACACCUCCAACAGACCUUCGAUAGCAGCAGCUACGAUGUGGUAGAUUCCAAUCCAUGGAGAGAUCCUUCCAAGCCUGUAUAUGUAUUAACCCAGAGAGAAAACCAAUUGUGUACUAUGAAAAUAAGAAUAAAUCGCAGUGAAGUUGAGAAGGAACUCGGGAUGUUGUUUUCAAAAGGAGGAAAACUGAGAUCGGGAAUUGGAAAUCAGACUGAAAAAUCAGAAAGCGGAUCAAAGUUUCAAAUGCUUGUAGAGGAUGUUCGAGAAGGACUGCUUGUAUUUGAAGAUGAGAAUGAAGCUGUAAAAUACUGUGACUUACUGCAAGGAGGUGGAAAAGGUUGUGAAGGUGUUGCAGAAAUCGAAGCAUCAUCGGUAUUCGAUCUUGUCCGGAAAAUGAAAGCUCUGGCUGUUCUUUUCCGAAGGGGACGAACACCUCCUCUUCCUCAAAGCCUUGAACUCAAUCUAAAGGCUCGCAGGCGAUCCCUGGAAGACCAAGAGGACUCGGUAUGAAUUCUUGCAUUGCCAAGAAGAUAAGUUAUUCAGGGGAAAGGUUAUAGUUGAUGCUGCAAUCUAAUAUAUAAUAUAUAACAUUGUAAAUAAGUAUAAACUGUAACUCGAGAAAAGGGAGAAUGAAAAAAAAAACCGUAACAGCUUAGUACUUUCAGCGAUAUGGUAUCCAAAUUUUACAGUCAACUAUGAAUCAUACAUGUUUUUAUGUAAAUUAGCCUCACACAUGAAACUGAAACAAUAUGAUUUUACCAACCUUGUUAUUUACAUUUUGUUGCAAGUUGGAUUAUCUGGCUUUAA